AUGAUGACCAAGACCGCGGCCCUCUACAAGGAACUCACUGGCGAUUCCUCGAUCCUUGCUGCUAAGCAUGCGAUAACUCAUCUUUUGUCUCCCUUUACUGCAGAUGCCAUUAGUAAGAAUUCCACAACAACGGCUGUGUCACCGGCGAAGUCACAAAAGCGAUCAUGGAAUCCCAUCCCCGAGAGUAUCCUAAUCCAAGCCACCGAUCGCAAUCAAUACAUGAUAUAUGGCUGUCGCGAGUUUGCCCCAGCGGGAAACUGGCCCGUGGAAGCAACUGUUUAG
Botrytis deweyae is the source of this 282-nucleotide messenger RNA. RefSeq lists its product as uncharacterized. NCBI's taxonomy places the organism in Eukaryota, Fungi, Ascomycota, Leotiomycetes, Helotiales, Sclerotiniaceae. The transcript is spliced from 2 exons. Bases 1 to 282 code for a protein of 93 amino acids. The record is from RefSeq and is a predicted model, not a curated record.